Messenger RNA from Symbiodinium sp. CCMP2592, 663 nucleotides. NCBI's taxonomy places the organism in Eukaryota, Dinophyceae, Suessiales, Symbiodiniaceae. The record is from the annotation of a GenBank genome assembly.
AUGCAGGUGUGGAGGUUUCUGCCGCUUCUGCUCCCCAGAGCUGCCAAGGUGGAAAUUCUCUCCAGCGGCGAGGAGAACGGAGUCCUAGCUGCCAGGGGAACCAUCCGGGUUCGCUACAGCGCGAAGCGAAUCUUCGAAAGCCUCUGUGAUCCAGAGGAGAACAAGAGGAUCUUCGAUAAUUGCGCCUCGGUGAAUCUCCGAAGGCUAGUUCAGGAGGACGAGGAGUCCAAGACGCGAACCUUCGAGGUGAGCAAGACAGGCCGCUGGACUUUGCUAGGAAUCCCCAUCAACUUCGAGUCCACCGUGCUCGCCAAGGAGGACUGGAAGAAGUACGAGAUCAGCUUCAAGCUGAAGAAGCAGGGUGCGAUGAAGCACAUGUCAGGCUUUUGGCGUGUGGUCCCCGUCAGCCAGGACGAGGCUAUUGUCCUCUUCUAUAACGAGGCCAUCCCGUUCAUUCGCAUUCCCUCCAUCUUCCGGGCCUUCGCUGGUCGUCUCAUCCGUGAGAUGGCAGCUUCCCUGCUGGAGGAUCUUCGCACGGCCAUCGUCCGAUGGCAGGCUGAAGAGGCUGCCGGUGUGGUUCGAAACCUGAACUCCUGGGAGCCCGGUGACAUCGAAGUGCACCGGCAGUCGAUGGAGAAGGCUGCCCAGCUCACAGAAGGCUGA